AUUCCUCCUCUUCUUCGUCCUCUGUAGAGAGAGAAACUGCCAUUGACUCGGCAUCACUUGAGAGAGAGAGAGAGAGAGAGAGAGAGAGAGAUGGUGGACGACAUUAUGGUGCGCGUGGACGGGGCCACCGCGAAGCCGGCGGUGGCACGCUCCGAUUCGGCGGUGGACGGCGAGGGCAGAGCGCCGGAGAGAGAGAAGCAAAUGCAAGCGAUGGCGGGUGUGGUGGUGGUGGUGGUCGACGGAGGGGAAGGGUGCUCGGCGGCGGCGGCGAAGAAGAAGGCGAGGGAGAGAGUGGUGGUGGAGUGCAGGAUAUGCCAGGAGGAGGACGAAGUCCAGGCCAUGGAGUCUCCCUGUGCCUGUAGCGGUACUCUCAAGUUUGCCCACAGGAAGUGCAUUCAAAGGUGGUGCAACAAAAAAGGUGACAUCAACUGUGAGAUUUGCAACCAGGUUUUUUCUCCAAAUUAUUCUUCGCCACCUGCCACUAUCAGUCCCGAUCUUGUGGCCAUUGAUGUCAGGCGAGCAUGGGGCCCACAUAUCAAUCUUCGUGAUUCUCAUCUUAUAGCGCUAGCUGCUGCUGAAAGGCAAUUUCUGCGAUCUGACUAUGAAGAGUAUGCUGUUGAAAGUAGUAGUAGCAUUGCCUGCCUCCGUUCCGUGGCUCUCAUUUUGUUGAUAAUUCUACUUCUACGCCAAGCUCUCAUGAUUACACGAGAAACUGGAAUGGUGCAAGAAUCAUCAAUGUUUUUCGAUUUUCAGGUAUCAGUUCUUCAAUUUGCUGGUUUUCUCUUGCCAUGCUACAUAAUGGCCAGAUCUUGGUACAUACAAAGCCGUAGGAGACAGGUUUAAGUGAAACUGUCUUGGCAAAAUCAUGGAUAGCUGGUUGUCUACUUUUACCUGAAGAGAGGGUGUGCUGCUUAUGGAUCUGACUCUUCGGAGUACUUGAUGUGGGGGAACUGCAUUUCAACUGAAGGUGUAGUUGUAGUCUUUCCACUCUUACUCUGACCUCGACAAAUAAUAGAAAACAAAAAAACAUAAAAUUGGAACGAAAAAAGACUAGUACAAGUCAAAGAAAUGACAUGGAAAAGGAGAGAAAUUGACUGAUUAAUGUAAGGUGAGGGGAAUAUGAGACGAAAAAUCGAUGUAAAUGAGUGUUGAUGGUUUUUCUUUUAUUUUCUGUAAGUUUAAUUUGAUCGAGAAUCGAUCGUUGUGGUUGUUCUGUAUUGGCCUUUCCACGACUAGGGUGUUCUUCAGUGUGGGCUCUGACAUUUAAGAAUGAGAAGUGUAAAUAAUUUGGAUACCAAUGAAUUGCUCGAGUAGGCAUUU
Molecule: messenger RNA, 1320 nt
Organism: Rhodamnia argentea
Lineage: Eukaryota; Viridiplantae; Streptophyta; Magnoliopsida; Myrtales; Myrtaceae
Exons: 7
Coding region: 91-843 (250 amino acids)
Biological process (GO): protein ubiquitination
Cellular component (GO): membrane
Molecular function (GO): zinc ion binding; ubiquitin-protein transferase activity
Source: RefSeq, a predicted model, not a curated record